Messenger RNA from Sebastes umbrosus (honeycomb rockfish), 4605 nucleotides. It is a transcript of the gene ppp2r5cb, whose product is annotated as protein phosphatase 2, regulatory subunit B', gamma b. Lineage: Eukaryota; Metazoa; Chordata; Actinopteri; Perciformes; Sebastidae. The coding region runs from base 128 to 1861 and encodes 577 amino acids. Gene Ontology annotation, cellular component: nucleus; protein phosphatase type 2A complex; cytosol. The record is from RefSeq and is a predicted model, not a curated record. Gene Ontology annotation, molecular function: protein phosphatase activator activity. The transcript is spliced from 16 exons. Gene Ontology annotation, biological process: protein dephosphorylation; signal transduction.
CAAGACAGCAGCCAAUCACAAGGCGAGGACGGGCUGAACCGUUUACUUGCUCUGAGAGUUGUCAAGGUUUCUGGUUGUGGAGGAUCCGAGAGAGGAGCACGAAGGGCGGCUACGGUUCUACUACAAUAUGCCGAAUAAAACCAAGAAAGACAAGGAGUCCCCGAAGUCUGGUAAAGGUGGCAAGAGUGGAGGACAAGAGAACUCAGAGCAUGAGCAGAGCUCUAACAGGAAGGCGAGCAAUAAUGUUCCUCCCACCACUCAGCUGCUAAAGGGGAAGCAGCCAGGUUCCCAGACACCUGUCAAAAAGGACAAGAGGCAGAGCUCCUCUCGUUUCAGCUUGAGCAACAACAGGGAGCUGCAGAAACUGCCUGCUUUCAAAGAUGUUCCCCCUGCAGAGCAGGAGAAGCUCUUCAUCCAGAAGUUGCGGCAGUGCUGCGUCCUCUUCGAUUUUGUCUCCGACCCACUGAGCGACCUGAAAUGGAAGGAGGUGAAACGGGCGGCGAUAAGCGAGAUGGUGGAGUACAUCACCCACAACAGGAACGUCAUCACCGAACCCAUCUACCCAGAGGUGGUCCACAUGUUUUCUGUGAAUAUGUUCAGGACGUUGCCGCCGUCCUCCAACCCCACGGGUGCCGAGUUUGACCCAGAGGAGGAUGAGCCCACGCUGGAGGCUGCAUGGCCACAUCUACAGCUCGUCUAUGAAUUCCUCCUACGGUUCUUAGAGUCGCCUGACUUUCAACCAAACAUAGCCAAAAAGUAUAUUGACCAGAAGUUUGUAAUGCAGCUCUUAGACCUGUUUGACAGUGAAGACCCCAGGGAAAGAGAUUUUUUAAAGACGACCCUUCAUCGCAUCUACGGCAAGUUCCUGGGCCUGCGAGCGUACAUUAGGAAACACAUUAAUAACAUAUUUUAUAGGUUCAUUUAUGAGACUGAACAUCAUAAUGGAAUAGCAGAAUUACUGGAAAUAUUAGGCAGCAUAAUCAAUGGAUUUGCAUUGCCGUUGAAAGAAGAGCACAAGAUAUUCCUGCUGAAAGUUCUGCUGCCUUUACACAAAGUCAAGUCUCUUAGUGUAUAUCACCCACAGCUGGCUUACUGUGUGGUACAGUUCUUGGAGAAGGAUAGCACCCUCACGGAACCGACGGUAAUGGCUUUGUUAAAGUAUUGGCCAAAGACCCACAGUCCAAAAGAGGUGAUGUUCCUGAAUGAACUGGAGGAGAUCCUGGACGUCAUUGAGCCUUCGGAGUUCGUCAAAGUCAUGGAGCCCCUCUUCAGACAGUUGGCCAAGUGUGUGUCCAGCCCACACUUUCAGGUGGCAGAACGAGCUCUGUACUACUGGAACAAUGAGUACAUUAUGAGCCUGAUCAGCGACAACGCAGCCAAGAUCCUGCCCAUCAUGUUCCCAUCCCUCUACCGCAACUCCAAGACCCACUGGAACAAGACGAUCCACGGGUUGAUCUACAACGCUCUGAAACUCUUCAUGGAGAUGAACCAGAAGCUGUUUGACGACUGCACUCAACAGUUCAGGGCAGAGAAAAGCAAAGAGAAAGCCAAAUGGAAAGAGAGAGAAGAAGCGUGGCUGAAGAUUGAGAAUCUUGCAAAGUCAAACCCACAGUUUCUGGUAUACGUCGACUCUAUAGGCUCAGGUAGUCCGAUGGACAUGGAGACAGACGGGCCGCUGCUAGACGAUGCCAUGCUAAAGAAAGCAGUGGAGGAGGAAGCCACACAGAUCCUAAAAGAUCAGCGUCGAGAGCGCCCAUUGAUGAGGAGGAAAUCCGAACUCCCCAGGGACAUCUGCACUGUCACAGCCUUGGAGUUGCACCGGAGAGCCGAGGAAAUGUUGACGACGCACGACGGCCACUAACAGACCACCCCAGAUCCGCCAUAAACCAGCAGCAGCAGCAUCCACAGAGGAACCACAGGCCCACAGAGGGCCAGCACAACAACAGAUCUCUGGUAUCUCAGUCCAGCCCCAGCACAACACAGAACUGAAAAGUCCCAGCUCCACCUACCUGACGCAGAAAAAUGUGUAAAGCCGCACGUCUAAGCCUUCGGGCUUUUCGGGACAAGCGGCGCUCAGUCCCUACUGACCUCCCUCCUUUUAUCCACCUGGUUGUUUGUCCAGCAGAAACGUCUGUGGUGCUGGACGAUCCAGCCAAGUUCACCCCAAGAGACUGUACUGUCGUUUUCCCCUCCCUCGUCUUUCCCCUCUUCCCCCCUGUCCUCUCAACUUGUAGUGUUUUUUGGGGUGCUGUGCUGCCCCCUCCUGGUCAUUUCUCUCAGGUGUUCUGUUCUGUGUGUGAGCUGUCUUCUCUUCUUGCCUCUUCUUUUAUAGAUGUCAGGUGCUUGUACAAAUAAUAUGAGCCUUGUUUGGUUUUGAUUUUUUUAAAAAGAAAAAAAAGCAUCAGUUGAUGAGAAAAUGUCAGUUGUUUCUAUAUAUUUAAUAUUAGCCAUUAUUCUCAUAACAUUUAAACUAGACAGCGGUUUAUAUUUUAUUUUUUCCUACAUAGUAUAUUAGGAGCUCUUCUCAGAGUAAAACACACUUCCUAUCUGUAUAACUGCUCUGUUUGGAGCUUGCUAUUUUUUUUUUUUUUUUUACAUUAGCUGUGAAGAUUCAUUGACCUGUUCUGUUAAUCAGGACAGGGUCAUGUGGGACUACCAGUAGAAGUGUGUCUGGAUUAAAAAAAGCAAACAGUGCUGGCCCUGACGGAGGUCUAGGUUUCUCAAAUAGCAGAUCUUGUGUAGAAGCGUAGUUCGGUGCCAACUUUUCAUCCAUUUAGUUCCUUUAGGCAAUAAGUUAACACUGGUUGGGUGGCUCAAACAAUGGUCAGAUAGUUUGUUGUUACAUGUUUGGAUCCAUUUGAUUGGUUCUUGGAAUGAGUCCAGCCCUGAGCUCCGGUUACAUGAGAGGGGGGAUUGUGGGAUUUAUUUUUGGUCCCAACCAUGGCAGGAGUGUGUUCAACAUGAUCAUUAGCAUUCAGUACAAGUCGCUGUCAUUCAUGUGAGGCUUACGAGAGGUCAGAGAGAUGUAGUUGCUCGUCUGGGAUUUACACAAUGCUGCUGUGUGUUGAGUCAAACGGGGGGUGGGGUAGGGGGGGGGGGGAGGAUGGGGGCAGAAACUGUGCUGAUAGUGAUCACUUUUUUUCUACUCUUCUCAAGCAAGACCCUUUUAUUUAUAAAAAACACUUGUUAGACCGUUCCAUAGAUGAGGUAUGUUUGGUUUCGAAGAGCAAACAUGAGCCUUUCUUUUCACAGUGCCUUUUUAUAGUCUAAGGGGACAUUUGCUCAACAGAGAAUCGAGUAGCUGCGUGAACUAAAAAAAUGGCAGAAAAAAAAAUGUACCAUUUAGCUUCCAAAAAAAACAACACGAUGCGUUCAAGUCUCCAGCACAUGCCUUGUUGAAGCUACAAAAGUGGAGAGGAGGAGAAGCAGAGUGGUCGCCCCCAAGCCACUUUAGCGAUGAAGCACUUCCUGAUAAAACUUGAAAGAAAAUAGAAACAAAAAACAAACUAGUAGAGAAAUUGAAAAUCCGUGAUGCUGUCUGUCGUGGUGCGUGGGGUCACCUCCCCUUGGUGGGUCGAUAAGAGCUAGCCUCCGCAGGAGAGGAAAUCACCUCCCAUUGUGACUUUUCCAUUCUGUGCCCCCCUCCCACCUCCCGCUGUCCCAUUCCGCUUUUGAGUUGAACCAUUGUUUGACCCCCCCUCUGCCCAGACGUGCACACUGGCUGUAACCCCCUCUUCUUUGAGUAAAACCCUGCUCCCCUGUAGGGCGCGUUAUUUGGACAUCUGUUUGAUCUGCUUCUGGAUGCUCGCAAGUUCUUUUUGUUGUGGUUUUUAAUCCUUCCUUUUGCCUGCAGAACCUCUUGUCAGUGUUUCAACUGAAUGUGCAAAUUGUAAAUAAUACUGCAGUCGCGAUGUUCCGUUCUCUCCACGUUUUGUCUCGAAGAACAACAUUCACCGUUUUACCAAAACCUCAUCCCCCUCUGCCCUGGGUGUUACAGUGAUGAAAGUGAUUCCAUCCCUUCAGUAUUCUUGCAUCCUCUGAUUGUUAGCCGUCAUGCAGGAGCGCCAUCCGACAUGUGACUGUUGUUCUUCUUGAAAAUGGCUUUAAUAUUGGCUUCUUUGGAGCUCUCUUCAUUUUGCAUAAGCUUUGUUCUCCUUUUUUUUUUGAAAAGAAUGAAGUGUCCUUUAGUAUUCGUCUCAUGCUAAACGGCUUCAUCUAAUAUUGUACAUAUAAUGUACUUUUAUUUUAUGUUAUAGCUAUUAUUAAACGGUAGAUUUCAUAUUUUGUACAAAAUACCCCCCCCGUGUACAGAAUACAGAGGUUAUUAGCAACUGCAGACAGUUGGUAUGUGGCACAGACUUCAACACGUGACGAUUUCCAUUUAGAAACCGUUUAGAAUUUGGAUAGUUUUUUAUCUAUUUGUAAUCCGACAUCCUUUUUUUUCCAUUUUUUGUUUUUGUUUUUCAUCUUCAGACAUGUGUUGAGACUCUACAUACAUGAGCUUUUUGUGUGUGCUUUUAUCCAAAUCUCCAGUGGUGUACAUCUAUCUAUAUACAGCAAAUAAAGAGAACAUGUGAGUUUUAUAUUUUCAUCCUAAAAAAAAAA